Paraglomus brasilianum is the source of this 243-nucleotide messenger RNA. Lineage: Eukaryota; Fungi; Glomeromycota; Glomeromycetes; Paraglomerales; Paraglomeraceae. The record is from the annotation of a GenBank genome assembly.
AUGUCGGGAAUACCGGAUAUGCCAAGAGAUUCUGCUCAGUUGCACGGCAUUAAAAGAUAUGAUCAAGCGAAGACUCCAAGAAGCGAGGUCACAAAUGAUCGUAGAGUGGACAACGCGAAGAAAAAAUACGUUGGUCAACCUGAAGAAACAGUAAUGGUUGAGACAGCUAGGCCCAGUACUCCACCAUCACAGCUGAUCACAACUGUAGCUGAGCAAAAUACUCCAACCAAGGGUGGAAAAUGA